This is a messenger RNA of Entrophospora candida, 213 nucleotides long. NCBI's taxonomy places the organism in Eukaryota, Fungi, Glomeromycota, Glomeromycetes, Entrophosporales, Entrophosporaceae. The record is from the annotation of a GenBank genome assembly.
AUGCACCCACCUCAGGAAUAUAGUGCUAUUUCUUAUGAACGUGCAUUUAUGGAGGCAAUAAAUUGGGAACCAGAGAAGGAAGAUGAUUUAUAUACACCCAAUAAUGAAUGUUCUGCAAAGAAAUGGUUGGAAAUAAAACAGGAUUCACAAGUGAUGUUAAUCAAGAAUUUGAAUAGAUCAUUAGUAAGAUGUAAAACUUUUGCAUUUUUAUAG